Lingula anatina is the source of this 740-nucleotide messenger RNA. RefSeq names its product von Willebrand factor A domain-containing protein 1. Lineage: Eukaryota; Metazoa; Brachiopoda; Lingulata; Lingulida; Lingulidae. The record is from RefSeq and is a predicted model, not a curated record.
GAACCGAAAUGAAGGGAUUCUGUGCACUCAUUCUGACUGCUGUUCUGUUGCUGAACGAGGGAUAUGUGGCUAACUCUGUUCCCUGGAGUAAAGGGAGAUCUACGACGGCAAGUGAGCUCGCGCACAUUUUAGUGACGGUUGCGGCUCCCUGUACGUUCAAGCAAACCAACUGUAAGAAUCCUGCUCUUGAUAUUGUCUUCGCUUUGGACAGCAGUUCGAGCAUUGAUGAUACGGAAUUUAAGGUGCAGAAAUAUGCAACACAGUUGAUCGCUGAAUUCAUUGAUAAGCAUGGUCUCAUUGCCCCUGAUGGAACCCGGGUUGGUGCAUUGACGUUUUCCACUGAUGUGGUCAGAGAGUUCGAGCUUAAUGAAUACACCGACUUGGCCACCAUUAAAGCUUACAUAGAUGCGAUUGACAAUAGAGUCGGAGCUACGAACAUAAAGUUGGCUUUAGAGACUGCGCAGCUCAUGUUUGAAGAUUUUUUCUUGGAAGAAAGUCAGAAGAUAAUAUGGCUACUUGCUGACAGAGUGUAUAACCUGGGCGAUCCGCGACCAAGGGCAACAAGCAUGAAAAAACAAGGAUGGAUUAUCUGCGUGGUUGUUAUUGGUAACCAUGGGAAUGUAGACGAAAUUGCCGACAUAGCAUCUCCGGGAUGUGCUGUCAAAUUUGGAAGUUUUACAGAGUACGCAAAGGUGGCAAAAGAGGCUCAGGGCCUAGACCACAAAAAUAUAAUUGCCUAA